UAUUUUUUCAUUUCCAAAUUCGACUUUCGAUUCUUUUCAAAAUUCAAAAUUCAACCCACUCGGGCCUUUAAUCCGCAAUGUCGCAGUCAAUGGGCAAGCCGUGGCUGGUCAACAUGUUUGCCGACAAAAACCUGCAGCUCGACGAGACCCCGAAGCGGGUGCGACGACUGGUCCAGCUCAUAAGCAUUACCCGACACGGCCCAGAAGAGGCCAAAUACCCAGUGGUCUGCGAGAUAUCCGACAAGAAACACUUUAUGCGCGCUAUAUUCUCUAAAGGAGCUCUAAAGUCCAUGGAGAAGCUAUCAAACCAACCGAUCGAGUCUCUGCGCGGCGCAAUCUUCCAGGUCGACGUGUGCGUCCCAAAGAUAUACGUCCCCGGAGCCGAUUCCACCAAGGACCGCAAGUAUACGUAUUUUCCAAAGCAUGUGCGCGACAAUAACACUGCGCAGUUCUGGAUGGUCAUCAGCAAAACCUGCUAUAUGGGCGGCGAGGGCAACAACACCUUUGAUGAGCCGGAGUUUAUACAUACCAAUCGCUACGUCAAUGAACGCUUGAGUGAGCUGGCCAUUAUCGUUUAUCCGCAGCUGGAGCACACAGGCGUUGCGGAGCGCAGGGGCUGCGGUGGCUGCCUACUCGGCUCGCUUACUGCUGCGAGUCACACCAAGACUGAGGGAACUGGGCUCACUGGAAUAUCGGCCAUUACAGACUUUACACAAAACAUGGAUCAAAUAGACCUGGACGCCAACGAUGUCUUUUCGUGGCGCGUCAAACACCCCGAGCUGCAUCUGGACAAAAAUUUCGAAGCAGAAACCACCGAGCUCUUUUUACACAAGAGGCAGCGGCUUUCAUCUUAUAGCUCACCCGAACGUGAACACGACUUUUCGCAAUGUCCACCGAUCGAAACCCAACGCACACCGAACACGCCAUGCAAUCGCAAUGCCGCCACACAGCGCCAGCGACCACCCACAAUAUGCGAUGUGCCCUUUGUGGCGGACAUGAAGGCUGCAUGGGAAUGUGAAAACCUGUGGGAGUCACUAUCCAUACAAUACACCAGCAUUCCAUUCAUGCCAACGUGCACAUUGAAGCCGCAGCCCCGGGGGCAAACACAGAUCACACAACAACCACAGCCACGCACACGACAGCUGCAAGGGAACACUCAGCCAUUAAUUCCCAAUCAACGCCCCUUUUUGUCACCAUACAACGACCCAGGCUUCAUCACAUCCAGCUUUUCUGCGACCCAAGAUAGCAUUGUUAACCCUCCUACCAAUGAAACAUCGAUGCUAGUGUCGUUGGCCAGAAUCAACCACCAGGUCUCGUGCACAGAGAAAGUAUACGACGAUUUGAAUGGCUUGUUGAGGCCCGCAGGCUCCAAUUGCACCGACUCUAAAGAGGUCAUGAGCGCGCUUUUUGGCGAUAUAAAUAGCAGCAAUCCGCCGACGCCUAGUCUUGACAAUUUGGAUGCCUCGGUCAGCCAUAUGUUGAGCGGCCAAAGCAGAGACAUAUUUGGUGCUGGAGAUUAUUGGGAGCAAUCGCCCCAGGCUGUAAUUAAUCUUAUGCCCACUCUCGAUGAGAUGGAGUAGAGUGGACAUUGCCAAUGGAUGAGGGGUUUACUUGGUGGUCAAUUGGGGGUUCACUUGGUGUUUUUUUGUUGUUUUACUCUAUGAUUGAAGGCAUGGUAUUGUAGCUGCUUCACCAUGGGAGAUUCCACGAAUUUGAAAUACCUUCUUUUUUCUCUCGACUUUUAUUAUAUGAUCUACAUCAAGGCGUUAUUAAUUUUAUUUUUUGUAUUUUACGAUUAUUUUAUUUUUAUUUUGAUGGUGGGUGAUGUUUAUGUUGUUAUUGUUAUUGUUUUGAUUCAUCACCAAAAGCCGAAUGUUUUUGCACCUAGUCAUUCAGCCAUCCGUUCAGCCAGUGCCAAGGUGUUUAUUAAACGAAUGAGCGGCGGGAAUAAUUAAAAUC
Messenger RNA from Kickxella alabastrina, 1959 nucleotides. RefSeq lists its product as uncharacterized. The transcript has a single exon. NCBI's taxonomy places the organism in Eukaryota, Fungi, Kickxellomycota, Kickxellomycetes, Kickxellales, Kickxellaceae. Bases 78 to 1580 code for a protein of 500 amino acids. The record is from RefSeq and is a predicted model, not a curated record.